Molecule: messenger RNA, 509 nt
Organism: Scaptodrosophila lebanonensis
Lineage: Eukaryota; Metazoa; Arthropoda; Insecta; Diptera; Drosophilidae
Gene: Ufm1
Product: ubiquitin-fold modifier 1
Exons: 2
Coding region: 176-433 (85 amino acids)
Biological process (GO): protein K69-linked ufmylation
Cellular component (GO): nucleus; cytoplasm
Source: RefSeq, a predicted model, not a curated record
CUCUUUUUCUCACCACCAUUCUGUGAAAGUGGAGGAAAUUAAAAUUGCUUUGAUUUCACCAAAACUAACUCUAAAGGAUUUUUCCUGCUAGCACCCGAUACCCAAGUACAACACAGCUGCUCAAGUGUGCAUCUUAAACUGUCCACGUCACACAACAUUGCAUUCCCGAAGCAUCAUGAGCAAAGUAACUUUUAAAAUCACGCUAACUUCGGAUCCUAAGCUGCCCUUCAAAGUACUUAGUGUUCCGGAGGCGACUCCAUUCACGGCUGUGUUAAAAUUCGCUUCAGAGGAGUUUAAAGUUCCUGCAGAGACAAGUGCCAUUAUUACAGAUGACGGCAUUGGCAUCAGUCCACAGCAAACGGCAGGGAACGUAUUCUUAAAACACGGCUCCGAACUACGUCUUAUACCCAGAGACCGCGUGGGUAUCUUAUAAGCUCUAUAGACUAUUGACUAUUUAGUAUUUUGUUAUAACUCAACGAGAUUCCCAUAAUUAAACAAAGGCAACCCAA